This is a messenger RNA of Mizuhopecten yessoensis (Yesso scallop), 9254 nucleotides long. Its product is annotated as IQ motif and SEC7 domain-containing protein 2-like. Gene Ontology annotation, biological process: actin cytoskeleton organization; regulation of ARF protein signal transduction. Gene Ontology annotation, molecular function: guanyl-nucleotide exchange factor activity. The transcript has 14 exons. The record is from RefSeq and is a predicted model, not a curated record. The coding region runs from base 2517 to 5591 and encodes 1024 amino acids. NCBI's taxonomy places the organism in Eukaryota, Metazoa, Mollusca, Bivalvia, Pectinida, Pectinidae.
CCAUGGUCACAUGACCCGUGUGUUUUGGUGUUAGGAUCGUGGGUUUAUUGGCCUCUCCAGUUUUACCUCUAGUUAUACCUGGUUUGUUAGGAGACGCAGGUGUUAUCCAGGGUCUAUUUCACACUGACAAUACCUAUCACCUAUAACUUAGCAGUGAUGACUGGUGCAGACCAGAUAAAAGAACUGCUCAUUUGCAAAAAUCAAUGAAUUUCACCUAUAGAUUUUCCUUGGAUUUUCUGAUAAAAAUGGUUGUGACACCAUCACUGUGUGUGAUAGAGAGUGCUAUACGUCUGUUGUUGUGACGGGUGUAUAUAUAACAGGCUGCAGCACUGUGAUUGGUAGAUUCACUGACAUAUGGGGUACGUACGGUAUAUAUACAAAGGAACCAGAGUUGUCUCUUUACCACAGCUAUUUGAAAUACAGCAUUGUCAUGGUCGUAUAAGUGUCUCUCAAGUUGUCUAACAUAUCGUACUAGUGUGUCGACGUACUAGUGUGUCGUAAGGACGUCUUUGUCGGUAUUUAUUUGACCAGCUUAUGGUUUAGUUCGGCCUGGGACACUUGGAGGAUACAGUAUUGACGCUGGACAGGAGAUGCUGCAUAGCUACAUAUACCCAGAUUCUACAAAGGACAUACGUAUAUAUACAAUCUAUGGAUGUGCGACCCUAUUUAUUUGACCAGCGUAUAUAUACAAUCUAUGGAUGUUCGACCCUAUUUAUUUGACCAGCGUAUAUAUACAAUCUAUGGAUGUGGGACCCUAUUUAUUUGACCAGCUGAUUGACAAUACAUAGCUAUACCCUGCCUACCUAGGACAUUUGUAUACAUUCUGCGGAUGAGGGACCUUAUUGUAGGUAGUUAUUUGAACAGCUGAUGGACAUACAAAUUAAAGCUAGCCUAUACCUAUACCCGGUUUUAACACUGAUGUGGGGCCUAACAACACUUGUCAAUCGGUCUCAUUGUAAGUAAAUUACUGGUCUUUACCUUUAGAAGAAACUCACAACCAGGUGGGAUAUCCGGACUUUAUAAUCCUACCAUUAUUACUUAGCAGGUGGUGCUGUCAUUCUGUGUGUGUAUUCCCAGGAGUUAUUCAAUAUUAUAGUGUUGGUGGAUAUUAUUACAGGGACACGACUUUUCACAGUUAUUCUAGUUGUGUUUUAAUACCCAUUACUCCAGUGACUGAGGAUGUAUAACCGGAUUUAAUAUCGACCCUGCAUAGCAGCCUAAUGUAAGCAGUGUAAAUCAAUAGGGGAUAUAUACCAGACAAACUGGAAUGUUUUCACCAAAGUUUGAAAGAAGUCAGUGUGUAAGUAAAUUCAUAGAUAUUUUUUUCAUUUUGAGAAAAAGUUAACUGUUGAUUUGUCAGCUAUAGGUAGGUGUAUAUACUGAUAUUACGAUAAAGUGACAGUUAUUAUAGAAAGUUUUCUGUACUCCAGUAUAUAUAAGUGAUAGGUUAUCAGGACCGUUAUCCAGGCAGAUAUUAUAUUGUACUGUGGCCAGUCAGACACUGUAGGGUAUGUGUUGAUGUUGACCCCAGCUGGGCUGAUACAACCCUAAAGAAUGUUCACUAAAUUUGAUACUUUAUUGGCUUGGCAAGAGCUUAAACUGGAGGUGUCUAAUGAGUGCCUGCUGUGGGGAGGGGUGAGAGAUAAGUAACUGACCACACUGGUCAUCUCAGAUAAUGGUCAACUUUAACAUCCUGGUGGUCAGUUCAGCUGCUGUGGCUGAGGGUACAUAGUGACCAGUGAGGACCGCCUCCAGCUGAGGACUACUACAGUUUCUGUAAGUUUGAUUUGUACAACAGAUAAGUGGUGCCAUUGACUUUGGGACAAAAGGGACAGAGGGUUUGAGUUCCACCCUUGGAUAUCUGCUUGUUAUGAAGUUUUUCUGACAUUGCUCCAUCAACAGUAGGAGGAGGAUGUUCACACAGCUGUCCCCCGGCCAUACAACAUGAGGAUUCCCAUAAAAUCACACGGCGGCCAAACAAACUAAGGGAUUUAGUAUUGAAUCUGUCAGACUUACAUAUAAUAUCAGUGGGAGGUUUAAACAGUUCUACAGGAAUACAUCUAGAACCUCAACGCUGUAUUAAAUAGUGUAUGUUUGAGUGUAUCUGUUGAUAUAUACUACUUUUAUCAGCUAACAUUCAGUAAGAAAAAAAAUCUACAUCAGAGUGUGUUUAUUUAAGAAGCUGUCUAUAUGGCGUACCAAUUCAACUUUUGAAAAGUUUAGGGAGGACAUCAUUUUGAUCUAGGUCAUCACCAAGCUUUUGAAUCAAGCAUCUGAAUCAAGACUGUGAUUGUCUUCAUAGUGCUUGGCAAGCUACCAAACUUAUCGGAUGCAGAUAGUUAUCAAAUUAUCUUAAUUACUCCACAACAAAUUGUGAAUACCACUGUAGGGAAGAUACUUUUAAAAACUUUGCUGAAAGACACUGUUGUGAUGACGGAGAAGGAGUGUUAAAACAAGAUAAUACUUGGUAACAGACAGACGAGGAUUACACAUCAUUGCUCGACACGUCUGUCCCAAUGUACAUCUGUGUCACGGGAAACAAUGGCUUCAAAGCACAACUUGAGGAGACAAUUCGAGCACGGUUUGAGGCUAAGGAAGAGGCCCUAAGCGAGUAUGGGAGGGUAACAUUGAAAUGUGUCACAACCUCGAGGAACGGUGAUGACCUCCUGAGACAGAAGUCACGGUCUAGGUCAGUAGGCGGGUCACCGCUGGAGUCUCCAAGGACUAGCAAGCUUGUGAAUCAGGGAGGGAACAUUACACAGGGCAACCGUUGUCAACGACAACGAUCAUUACGGAGAACAGAGGAUGAGGUGAAAAAGUCAAGAUCACAGUCGGUAGCGUAUGAACUGUCACAGGACCUCCAGGAGAAACAGGUGGAGAUGUUAGAAAGGAAAUACGGAGGUUCUAUAAGAUCUCGGCGUGCCGCAAAAACUAUUCAGAGGGCUUUCAGGCAGUAUUGUAUGAAUAGAAACUUUGAGAAACUGAGGAUAGCUGUAGGUGAGCGAAGGUUAUCGAAGCGUCUCUCAGAACUAGGUCGCAGUAACACAAUAUGGACAGACAGAAUUAGUGCUGAUAGUCAUUAUAACAGCAGUAUGGGUGCUACGUUAAUACAAAAUAACGGUGAUAUACAGAGACACACGGACACCAACCAGGAACCAGGCGGUAAGUACAUAUCAAAUUACGAUGCAACAGGAUACAGGGAACAUCAGAAAAUGAAACAUCAAAUGUCUCUAGAUCCAAAUAUGAAAUUCGAUCCAAAUCGAGUGAAACUACCCAGAAAGGAUCGUAAACGUUUGGAACGGUGUACAGAGGUUUUGGAUCAGCCCGAUAUACCACAGGAGGAGAAAUCACAUCUUAAGGAUGAGACAAACAAUAAUCGGAAUUCGUAUCCGGAGAUGAAUGACAGUAGUAACAGUGAGUCUCCCCAGAACUCAGUUGAUCUACAUAGUUUUCACUUUGAGACGCUGUUAGAGGGUAAGGAGACGGAUAUAUUAGUGGACAGUUUUCAAAGUGAUGGUGCCAUUCACAGUGUCCAUAGUGAACCAAUGUUACAUCCGGAUUUAGCGUCAAAUUUAGGAAUUUCCCAAAAGCCUUCCACCUCAUCAUUGUACUCCAACACAAGUACCGACACCUACGAUAGUGCUAAAAGUCGUAGUGCUUCUUAUGAAAACUUUCGAACCAAUUAUUCUGACUCAGGGUCGCUUGGUAGUCAAGGUGACAUUCAGAUCAAAGUAGAACAGUUGUCACCAGACGGAAUUCGAACACAGGAACAGAAACAAAUGGCGGACCAGACAUUAAAGUAUUAUAUGAACCAAGAAGUCAAAAUGCGGGGUAAAAAUGAGGGAAGUGCUAAAAAACCACCCGUGGUGCCCGCACGGGCUCCAGAAGCGUCUCCAAUAUGGAAACGAAAAUGUGCUACGAACGGGGGACCUGGUGCCGUAACCCCGCCACAAAAAACACUCGAACCAAAACGUAUGAGUAACAUAUCAGAAAUGAGUGAAGCAGAUUCACUCGAUGGACGAUGUUCUAGUUCGCCAAGUUCGGAAAAUGUGAGUCUGGGUGGUGACAGCAAUGUAGGUUAUCAGAAACGUAUGAGACUCAGUAUGACUCCCGAUCAUCAACAUGUGAUGCCAAAGACUGCCGACAAACACAGAAAACGUACCUACAGAAUCGGAUUAAAUCUCUUCAACAAAAAACCUGAGAAAGGCGUCAAGUUCCUGUGUGAGUAUGGCUUCAUUGACGAGUCACCACAUGUGGUAGCCCGCUUUCUGAUCACACGGAAAGGACUGAGUAAACAGAUGAUUGGUGAAUACCUGGGGAACCUUCAGAACGAAUUCAACAUGGAAGUUCUUCAUUACUUUGCUCAAGAGAUUGACUUGGCUGGUCUACAGGUGGACAUGGCGCUGCGGAAAUACCAGGCCUGUUUUAGGAUGCCUGGAGAAGCUCAGAAGAUUGAAAGACUCAUGGAGGCAUUUGCAUCAAGAUACUGUGUUUGCAACCCAGAUCAAGUCAAGAAUUUCAAAAACCUAGAUGUUGUGUUCCUUCUGGCCUUUGCUAUCAUCAUGCUCAACACAGACUUGCACAACUCCAAUAUUAAGGCAGAGCGCAGGAUGAAGGUGGAAGACUUCAUCAAAAAUUUACGAGGUAUAGACGAUGGAGAUGACGUAGAUCGUGACAUGCUGGUCGGAAUCUACGAGAGGAUAAGCCAUUCGGAGCUACGUCCAGGUGUCGACCACGUUACCCAGGUGAUGAAGGUGGAACAGACCAUCGUCGGCAAGAGACCACAACUGGCCCUAUCCCACAGGCGACUGGUUUGUUACUGCCGACUGUACGAGGUACACGACCCGCAGAAGAAGGAGAAGGUUGGCCUUCACCAGAGGGAAGUAUUCCUCUUCAACGACAUUAUCUUUGUAACAAAAAUCUUCAGUAAAAAGAAGACUGGUAUAACAUAUGCAUUUAAGCAAUCCUUCUCUCUAUGUGGUAUGCAGGUAUUCCUGUUUGAGACUCCACAUUAUCAAUACGGUGUGCGGUUAAACAACAGCCUAGAUGGAAAAGUAUUUAUGACAUUCAAUGCCAGGAAUGACCAUGACCGGCAAAAGUUUGUGGAAGACCUUAAGGAAGCCAUCUUAGAGUCCAAUGGAAUGGAGCAGUACCGAAUUGAGGAAGAGCUACAGCGCCAUAGAGCCAAAAACAACACCAUUGACCGUCACUACGCCAACGACGACUCCCGGGUACUAAUGUACGAACUCUCGAAGCCAUCUGAUCCUACCUUAAAUAGGUUGUCUGCCCCUGAAUGUGGUGGCUUGAAGAAGCUCCCCCUAUCCAACUCUCUCACUGACUUAUGCGAAGCUCCAGGGAUGAGGAGAGGUAGUAGUGGAGGAUCCCUGGACAGCGGUGUGGCAUCAGGAAGCUCUGGCGGAGUCAACAGUAGCGGAGAAUCUCUAGGGACCCAGAAUCUGCAGCGUUCACCGGCCUCCCGGGCAGUGUAUCUAACACCACCGGAGAACCGAGGAGUUCGACCAAGACACCCGAAAACCUCAGCCGUCUAUCUUCAGGGGCGUAGCUCAGUCCCAGAAGGCACGGAAGUAUGAGUGGUCUCCCUUUGUCCUCCACAAGACAACAUAAGACGAAGGAUAUUGGCCCACUUGUUUCUUAAUUUCUUUAAUCCCAGAGACAUUUUAGCAAACAAGGCUGACUACUUGAUUGAUGAGGGUGUAGCUGACUACCCUGGUAUCAGAACUUCGUUUAAGAAGUCCAGGCCAAGGUGGACUGCCACAGGCAAUGCUGAUACCUGUGAUUUGUGUCAAUGAACCAGCUUAGUUUGGUUACCUCAUCAUUGAAUCAGGCAGAACAUUUAAACAGUAUUGUUCCAUUAAAAACCUUCGUCAUGUUUUCACUAUGAAACAAACUAGUUAGAAAAGUUUAACAGUUUCCUUCUUGCCCAGAUAAUUGUUAUAGCAAAUAAUACAAAAUUAGGAGUUAGAUCAUAAAUAAAAAAAUCUUCCAACCUUCCAUUUUAACCUGUGUACUUUUGAAAGUUUAAGCUAUGAUUCAAAAUCCCAUGCUUUACAAGAGACAUAUUCAAAUAUUGUAACUUUUUAAAAAGUUAUUCAAAAAAUAAUUAAAACAUGAAACUAGCUGUCUCUGUGAUAUGUCUCAGCACUUUUACUUCAAUAUAAACUAAACUGUUGAUAUUGAAAACAUUUGUCAAAUAUCUGAUCAACUUUUUUGAAAAUUAAAGCAAUACAUUUAAAGGUUUUGGGUCGGGUAUUUCAGUGAAGGGUUCACAGUCAGUAGGGAUUUAUGCAGCAGUGAAACCACAGUCUAUCAUAAAGAAAGAGGUAAAAUCAAAAUGUAUCACUGGAAGAAUCUAGGGUGUUGCCAAAUUGGGACCAUGGUCCAGUAAAAGAAUUGGGGGUAAUUUUUAAAAAAAGACUACUCCUCAAAUAGAAGUUGAAAGUUUUUGAUUUAAUGAUAUGUGAAACAUGACCUUGGGUAAAGGGGAUUAAAAUUGUGUGAAUUGCAUUGGAGCAGGUGUGGCCCAAUAUUGAUGGCUGUUCUACAGACUGCUGGUUUGAUAAGGAGCAGGUGUGGCCCAAUAUGGAUGGCUGUUCUACAGACUGCUGGUUAAAUAAGGAGCAGGUGUGGCCCAAUAUGGAUGGCUGUUCUACAGACUGCUGGUUUAAUAAGGAGCAGGUGUGGCCCAAUAUGAAUGGCUGUUCUACAGACUGCUGGUUUAAUCAAAUGGACAGAUUAUACCUUUGUUUUUUGUAAUGCACAUACAUGGGAGAUGUAAAAAGUACAGUCCUUGGGGAUGAAGGGACUGGGUUUAAUAUUGAAAUGGGGGUUAAUCUUAAAAUUAAAAUGACUACUCCUUAAAAUGGGUGAACAGGUUUUAAAUAGAUAUAGUAUGAAGAAUUCCUUGAAAGUCUAUUCCUAUAGAGUAGUUUGAAAGAUUUGUACUAGAAUUGCAGGAACAUGCAUAUUAUAUAAUGAAUAAUGAAUGUAUUGUUUCAUUUUAAGCCUGUUCUCAGCUUGUCAAAUAUUUAAAUUGUUCUUUUAAAUUAUAUAUGAGAUAUAAAUAAAAUCCAGGUGAGCUAUACUGGCCCAUGGGCCUUUUGUUUGAAAUGAUGUAGCAAUAUUCUUAUGUAAAUUAAUGAUAUCAAUGAUCCUAUUUAUGUAUCUACAAAGAAUUGUAGUUGGUAUAGCAGAUACACAUGUGAUGUAGUUUUAGAUUGUAGACACCUACUACUGAUGGUACCUGUUUCUCAGCAAAGCUGUUGUGUUGUGUGUGAUGACAUUGAUGAAUACAGGCAAGUUGCCUGUGUUUAUGUUUUGUAUUGUCUGUAAUUAUGAUGUUGAUUACAGGUGUGUUUGCGUGUUUGGUAUAGUAAUGUAAAACCACAGGUGCUGGAAUAAGUUGGCUCCUCUCAUCUUAACUCACUCACCCCGGAAGACACAUUUGAACUCUUCCAAUUCAAAAACUUAAAUAAUUCAUUAUGAAAUUUAAGGGGUUAAUAGUGUUAUUUUAUUGCCACAGGGGUAUAUAUUGAGAAAGUCCCAGUUUUUGAGACGACUGAUUUUUUUUAUCAUGUAAAAAUAAAUUAUUUUGGCCUGUAUCAUUGUUGAGCUUAGUACACAGAGAAAUGUCCACAGUUUAAAUGCAUAACGUAAUGUGGAUAAUGUGAUGAAGCACUUUACGACAGGCGGUAUAAUGUUACGCCUCUGUGUAAAAAUUCAUGAUUUUCUGUGCAAGGCAGUGCUUUAUCUACAUAUGUAUUUUGAAAACUCUGACAAUAUUUGUGUCAACUCCUGCUCAGUUCAGAGAUAUUUUUUCGGGGAAGGGGUCAAUUUAUUCAAACACAUGCGCGUAAAAUUCAACUUGACCGACAUCAUGUCAAACAUUACCGGAUGUCCUAACGUGUCUAUAAAGUCUGGUCUCACUACACGAGUGUUUACCUGUCUUUUGUGUGUAUCUGUUGAUGUAUUGAGUUGCUGUUAUUGGCUGGGUACAUUGUACUGCAUUUUGCUAUGUUCACGAUUUAAAUGAACUAUUGAAUAGUUUCAUAGCUAGUACGCUACGUAACAACUUCACUGAAGUGGAGGUGCACACAGAUUUAAUACCCGCGUUAGCAGUCCCUGAACAAUGAAUAGUAGCCCCAUAAAAUGAGGCAAGUAAUAUGUUAUUGAGGUGUAAAAUAUGUGGUAAACAAUUCUGUGACAUAACUUAUUCUGUACAUAGGUAUGAAGUGUUCCUACAAAUUUGAAAUAUGUGUAGAGUGAGAAAAUAAGGGGAGGAAACUCAUACAAUUAUAAUCAAGGAACAAUGUUCACACUUAGGACUAGUUAUAGUACACAAAUCAUUCUGUGUAGGAAGACUUUUUUGAAGUAUUACUUGUGCUUUGUAGUUACUUAUAGCUUUACAGAAAGUUAAGUAUAGUAUACUCUGUCAAAACUGGACUCUGUCCAUUCCAGAUUUUUGUCUGAACUGGCCCAAGGAUUUGGUUCCAACAAUGAUAUCGUAAAACUAGUGGACUACACAAUCCAGAAGUCUCUGCAAACCGGCCGAAUUGUAAGGUUCCAGGGGUUUCUAGUUUUUACAGAGUACGCUUUAUAUUUGUCGAGUCCGAGAACAAGUCAGCUGUACUUGUUUACGAUUAACUGUAAUACUGUGAUACACAAUCACCCUAGGUCUCCUGUACUUGAUAUCCAGACAAACUAUAAGUCCCAAAACAACUGUAUCAAAUAAAUAAAUGAAAUAUUCAAACUGCACGGCGGACAACAUCGAUCAUUUUAAUUUUCUGUAAAGCUUUAAGUAACUAGUCCCUGUGCUAAUAGUGACCUUACAAGUUAGGAUGUAUACGGAACUGAUGGGUUAUUGAAUUCCUGCACAAUAAGUUAAUAAACGAAGCAGGAGGUGUGUGUAUGUAUUUAGUGAGGUGAUAAACCUCUGUGUGUUUCGUGAUCAUGUUGUAAGUAUCUUUGGGCUCGUGCAACCAAACUUAUACCCAGUAAAAAGGAAAAUGUAAAAUAUUAUAAAUUAUGUACAUUGUAUUGAUUCAUUUCAACUUGAAAUGACAAAUGUGUGAUAUGUGUUGGUGUGAAAGCAAAAUAUAAGACCAAAAUUAUGUGAGCAAUAGUAUUGUUUUUUUCACCAUAUAUAAGGAUAUCACGUAAUGUUACUUGGUGAGCAUCAUACAACAAAUGAAAUGAAUUCAUGGUAACUUAAAAAAAUAAACAAGAAACAAAUCCUA